UGGUAGACAAACAAAAAUCUAUUUUGAUGUCUUAUCCAAAUCCAACCAAUGAGGAGGCAGAUAUAAAUUGCAAAAUGCAACAACACUAUCCCACUCUAUCUUCUAUUAGUGUCUACCAAUUUUUGUAACAUCACUUGCUUUUAACGCAUUCUUGGAUUAGCCAUGACACACUCACUAUCUCCUCUCUUACCGGCUGCUCACGCCGGUAGCCUCUCCUCUCCAUCACCGCGGUCACGGCCGCAGACUCCUCCCAUCAUCCUUGAAGUUCCACAAAUUAAUCGCAGGACAAUUGUCGUGGGGUUAGGCGGUGCACUAUGGAGUUGGAACGCUCUAAACGGUAAGGAGGAGGCAAUGGCGGCAGCAAGACGGCCGCCUCCGCCACCAACGGCGGAGAAGAAAGACCCAAACGUGAGCGGAGUUCAAGCUAAGGUAUUAGCGAGCAGGAAGCGUAAAGAGGCAAUGAAGGCUUCAAUGGCUAAACUUAGAGAGAAAGGCAAAUCUGUUAUUGAAGAUGAACCAUCUUCUCCUCCUUCCUCUUCUUCUGAUCAAUAGUAUCCACGCAAAAAUCUAAACCCUUUCAUUCAUAUAUAUGUCUCUAUCAAAUUCAUCUCGAUCAUGUUAGUUCACACUACUGUAUUUCAAUUGAUUCUUAUGAUGAUUCUGUGGCAUCAGAUCCAGCAUUAGUAAUUUAGCUUUUGUGAAAUCAUCACAGUUAGAUUAGACAAUUUGAGGAUCAUACGACAAUAGAAUCAAACAUUAGCCAACAUAUAACAUAAUUUAUUAUAAAAUAAAAUAAAUAAUGCAAUAUGAAUUAAGAGGUAC
Thlaspi arvense is the source of this 822-nucleotide messenger RNA. NCBI's taxonomy places the organism in Eukaryota, Viridiplantae, Streptophyta, Magnoliopsida, Brassicales, Brassicaceae. The record is from the annotation of a GenBank genome assembly.